This is a messenger RNA of Morus notabilis, 1726 nucleotides long. Its product is annotated as queuine tRNA-ribosyltransferase accessory subunit 2. The record is from RefSeq and is a predicted model, not a curated record. The transcript has 10 exons. NCBI's taxonomy places the organism in Eukaryota, Viridiplantae, Streptophyta, Magnoliopsida, Rosales, Moraceae. Gene Ontology annotation, molecular function: tRNA-guanosine(34) queuine transglycosylase activity. The coding region runs from base 250 to 1473 and encodes 407 amino acids.
AGAGCCUCCAAAAAAUAAGAAACAAGAAAAUGGAAAAGCAACUCGCCCAUUUGCAAUCAAUUUAAUCCCGGCAACCCGUUCGUUCUGUUUCCCGCGAGUUCAGGGUUUUCUCUUCUUCUGGUGGCGGAACGCUUCGGCUAUCAAUUAAUCCGGGCACUUUAGAUUUCUAUUUUCUCUUCACCCUCCGACAAGACGCUUUAGAUUUAUUAGUUUCUGAAUCAAACAAGGCGACAGAAAUCAAAUAAAAGCAUGAAGUUUGCGGUGAAGGCAUGGAGCAACGGAAAAGCAAGGGCAGGGGUGCUUCAGCUGGGCAACUGUCCCGGCCCAAUAGAGACACCGGCUCUUCUCCUCUCCACGCGUAAAGGGCUUCCCCAUUUUAUACCCCCAGACCUUCUCCCUUCUCUUCCUUCUCCUGAUUCCCAUCUCCUCCAAGUCAGUCCUCUUCAUUUCUUGGAAGGCCUUUCACCAAAAACGAUAUCAAAGAUAGGAGGAUUAAACAAGAUGCUUGGUUUGCCCGACUAUGGAUUUGCUGCCGUAGCCAGGGAUUCUAUGCAAAGUAUUCCAGAAUAUAGUAGCACCAAUAGAAUUGGAGCAUCUUUUGAGACUCGUGUUGGUCGACUUUUGAUUAAACCAGUAGAUUAUGUUGAAAUGAUUAGUUGCAUGAGGCCUAACAUAUGGGCCACUUUGGCAGAUGAAGUACCUGCGUGGGUAUCAGAGAAGAGGAACAAAACCUCUGUGGAUAGAACUGUGAGAUGGCUUGAUGAAUGCAUCGCGUUAAGCUCGGCAGGUGGGACUGUUUUUGGAUCCAUUGUCGGAGGCUCCAAUGUGGAAGAACGUGAAAGAUGUGCGCAAGAGGUAGCCGAGAGAAAUGUAUCAGGUUACUGGAUUGGAGGUUUUGGACUAGGAGAGAGCAUGGAAGAGCGCCCUGCUCUUCUUAAUGCUGUUACUGAUGUCCUACAUGAGGAGAAACCACGCCUUGUAUGUGGGCUUGGUCUUCCAGAGGAGGCCUUGCAGGGAGUUUCUGCAGGAAUCGAUCUUUUUGAUUCCGAUUAUAUAUACCAUGUCACCCUUGGAGGCUUUGCACUUACAUUUCCGCCAAGUGGAGUUGAUAUUAGUGCAUCUGAAUUUUGCCCCAGUUAUGAUGGAAGUGAACGGACAAAGAUUAAUUUGAGAGCAACAAUUUUUAGGAAAGAUACAUCACCGAUUGUUGAAAACUGUAGCUGCUAUACAUGCCAGAAUCAUACAAAAGCUUACAUCAAUCACCUGCUUAAUGUCCACGAAAUGCUCGCUCAGAUUCUGCUAGAAAUACAUAAUACUCACCAUUACCUAAAGUUCUUCAAGUCAAUAAGAGAAGCAAUCAGGGCUGGUGAGUUCGAUCAGUUUCGCCGGAGAUUCAUUGAGAGUAGGCGUGCGUGUGAUCAUCUUGCUCUAACCGAUGAUCGUGCUAUGGCCGCAGUUGCUGUCUGCAUCUGAGCUUAAAACUGAUUUCAACAAAAGUCGCAAUUUUGAUAACAUUUUUGGAGAGGAGAGUUGUAGUUGCAGCGUGUAGUGUUAUAUGAACAAUGUGCGUUUUAACUUUUACGCAAACAUACUCUUGUCCUGAGAUGUAAGGAUUUACAUCUGUUCAACUUAGACAUUUUUUCGUCUUUGCUUUUGUGCAUUGUAGAACUUGCAAUGCCGGCAUUGCCUGAUACCAAUGAAACCUACUUCAUACAGAAUUAUUAGA